Hippopotamus amphibius kiboko is the source of this 1940-nucleotide messenger RNA. RefSeq names its product EGF like domain multiple 8 (gene EGFL8). The record is from RefSeq and is a predicted model, not a curated record. Lineage: Eukaryota; Metazoa; Chordata; Mammalia; Artiodactyla; Hippopotamidae. Bases 343 to 1329 code for a protein of 328 amino acids. Gene Ontology annotation, biological process: anatomical structure development. Gene Ontology annotation, cellular component: extracellular region; cell surface. The transcript is spliced from 7 exons. Gene Ontology annotation, molecular function: calcium ion binding; signaling receptor binding.
GCAAGGGCCAGGGGUACUGCUGAUGUUUAAAGCCAGUAGGCUGCUGUUUUGGUGGAGUUCCAAAAAUAAGGGGCCUCGUAGGGUUGAGACGAGACUUCUAGGGGGCACUUUGCUUGGCUCUGGGGGUGAAGGUAGUGGGGUCUGGACCUCACUGAACUGACCAACUUCGAGCUAUGGAGGAGGCUCGUGGGAGGGGGCAGGAAUGGGAGGGCUGUCUGGCCCCGCCCCUCCUCUCCUUUGUAGCCCGCCUAGCCCGCCCACCAGUCUGAGCUGCUGCUGCUGAGGCUGGUUGGCCUGAAGUUUUCCGGAGGGGAAAAGGCAGCUGGCAGAGUCUGGAGAAACAUGGGGUCCAGGGCUGAGCUGUGCACUGUCUUAGGUGGACUCUCAUUCCUCCUGCUACUGAUGACAGGCGAGGGGGCCAAGAGUGGAUCCCUUAAAGAGAGUCAGGGCGUCUGCUCCAAGCAGACGCUGGUGGUCCCACUCCGUUACAACGAGUCCUACAGCCAACCCGUAUAUAAGCCCUACUUGACCCUGUGCUCUGGAAGGCGUGUCUGCAGCACCUACAGGACCACGUACCACGUGGCCUGGCGGGAGGUGAGGAGGGAGGUGCAGCAGACCCACACCGUGUGUUGCCAGGGCUGGAAAAAGCGGCAUCCCGGGGCGCUCACCUGUGAUGAAGGUGAGGCUGGGUCUUCCCAGGCCUUGGGGGAGGUGCGCCCCGCCGGGCUGGAGAGCCAGGGCUUCCGCUCGGUUCUGAACCCCACUUCCUGCGCCCGCAGCCAUCUGCGCCAAGCCCUGCCAGAACGGAGGCGUCUGCGUUCGGCCAGACCAGUGCGAGUGCGCCCCGGGCUGGGGUGGGAGGCACUGUCACGUGGGACUGGCGUCACUCUCUGCUCUCACGGAUGCCUCAAUACGGCAGGCAGCUUCACCUGUGGCUGCCCCCAGGGCCUGGUGCUGGGCCCGGAUGGCCGCACUUGCGCAGAGGGGACCCCAGAGCCCCCAACCAGUGCCAGCAUCCUCAGCGUGGCUGUUCGGGAAGCUGGACAUGAUGAGCGUUCCCUGAGGCGGGAGAUUCGCCAGCUGCGAGGGCGCCUGGAGCGGCUGGAGCAGUGGGCCAGUCAGGCUGGGGCCUGGGUCCGAGCAGUGCUGCCCAUGCCCCCUGAAGAGCUGCAGCCCGAACAGGUGGCGGAGCUGUGGGGCCGGGGUGACAGGAUUGAGUCUCUCAGUGACCAGGUGCUGCUGCUGGAGGAGAAGCUAGGCGCCUGUGAGUCCCCAUGCCGCUCUCUGCGGGGACCCCCAUCUCCCAACAACUGCCCCCAGCUCUUCUAGACACCUUUUCCCAACUCAGUUUUCUCUUGUCCAAAAUCCAUUCUCCUACACUCACUCACCCCUUACCUUCCCCACAUUUCCGCACUUUACCACCCCUUCUUCUGGUACCCUGUCUCCAACUCAGUGGUUCCACUUAUUGUUGAAUGAGAUUGUCAGUCUCUUCAGUGUCCAGGGCCCACUCCAGGCAUCCAAGAAGUCCAUAGUCAAUGUGUCUGCCUGUCUCCUUGUCCUUAACCAGGCUCCUGUGAGGACAACAGCCUGGGCCCAGGCCUCAACCGGCGGAGAUAAGGAGCCUCUGCAGAGCCCCUGCCCCCUUAAUUUAUACAGAAACUGGACCCACUAAUCCUCUGGGAUCGGCCAGCUGGGGAGCUGCAGAUAAGGUUAGCUGCCACUAAGGAGCAAUGAACAAUGCAAACUUUGGAAAGCUGAAGAAAGGAGGAAGGUGGGUUGUCUUGGCCCGCCCGAGUCUUCCGGCUGGGGCAGAUGCCUGGAUGAGAACUGCUUUUUAACUCCUUAACAAACGCAGCCAGAAAGUGCCCAGAUCUCUCUCAAUCUUUAUUCUUGGUUUCUUGCUGUUAUCCAGAUAAUUAAUAAAAAUCAACCACGCAAAA